Messenger RNA from Capsicum annuum, 1088 nucleotides. RefSeq names its product pectinesterase inhibitor 9-like. The record is from RefSeq and is a predicted model, not a curated record. The transcript has a single exon. Gene Ontology annotation, molecular function: enzyme inhibitor activity. Bases 48 to 665 code for a protein of 205 amino acids. Gene Ontology annotation, biological process: negative regulation of catalytic activity. Lineage: Eukaryota; Viridiplantae; Streptophyta; Magnoliopsida; Solanales; Solanaceae.
UAAAGUCAUUUCAUAAUUAUAACUCCCAGAAAAAAGAAAAAAAAACUAUGUCCAAUCUUAGUCUUCACUUCUUACUUAUUUUCUUGUUCUUUCAAGGUAUUCUGGUAAUACCUGCUGAGUCUGUAUCUGUCAUGUCUCAGAAUUCAAACACCACGAAUUUCAUCAUAAACUCAUGCAAAACGACUUUAUACCCUACCAUAUGCAUUCAAUCUCUCUCUGCCUACGCAAACACCAUUCAACUAGUUAACGAGCAACAGCUUGCUCAUGCAGCAUUAUCGGUGAGUUUAUCAAAGGCCAAAAUCGCGUCAACAUACAUUUCUAAGCUCGUAAGAAUGAGGGGAUUGAAGCCGAGGGAGCUACAAGCCGUUAAAGACUGUUCAUUCACCAUGAACGACUGUGUUUAUCAGCUCAGUCGAUCAAUCCCUGAGCUAGGGCAAAGUGGUAAAUUAACAUCAAGAAGAGAUGAGUUUACUUGGCAUGUUAGUAAUGUUCAAACUUGGACUAGUGCUGCACUUACUGAUGAAAAUAGUUGUCUUGAUAUGAUUAAUAAUCCUUUAAUUAAUGGAAAAAUUAGGGUUUCUAUUAGGGUUAGGGUUUUUGUUGCUUCACAAGUUACUAGUAAUGCACUAGCUUUGAUUUAUCAAUUUGCUGAGAGACACUCAUGAGUUUGUACAAUCACAAAUGCCCCAUAGUAUAAUAAUGUUAGGCAUAAUAUAUAAACGUGCGCUUUAACUUGGCCACGUAUUUCAUCUAUGAUCUAUAACUUUGGAUGUGCGCACAAGCAGACGCUUAACCUUGUAUAAAAAUGAACAAGUGGACACACACGGCGUCCUAUGUGGCAUAAAACACGUAGAACGUCACAUAGCAUGCACAUGUCUGCUUGUUCAAUUUUAUACAAGUUUAAGUGUCUAUUUGUGCAAAUCCAAAGUUGGAGGGCACAGAUGAAAGUUGAACCCAAGUUACGGGCACAUAUAUUUAUGUAUUGUGCCAUAAUGUUAUAGAAGUCAUAGUUUGUAUUUGCUAGCUAGUUUUGUCAUGUAAAUCAUAUGUUGUUUGCAUUUCAUGUUGUAAGAAAAGUUUGAGAUGAA